AGAAAUGAAAAAAACUAGGGAAGGAAGUUUUUGGGGCCGUACAAGUGGCCCGGCUAUACUUCUUUCGUAUCAGUUGGCGUGAGCGGUUUAAUGUGCGCGCUCUAAAUCCUUUUUCAAGACCAGUUCAAAUUAUUUGACGAAAAAAUUAUGUUGUUGAGUUGCGUGAAAGACAGCAAGAAGGCACAGGAGGCGACUAAGAAUACGGAACCACCGGUCGAGAUGAUGAGUAAGCUGUUGUCCAAGCCCCCCGCCAAAGUCCCGUUGGACGUGGCGUGGCGGGUGUUUUCCCAGGAAACGAACAAACUGGCGGAUUUCACGUCUACUCAGCUGUUCGCGAACAAAAAAACCGUCCUCGUGAGCCUACCCGGCGCCUUCACGCCGACCUGA
This is a messenger RNA of Amoebophrya sp. A120, 387 nucleotides long. NCBI's taxonomy places the organism in Eukaryota, Dinophyceae, Syndiniales, Amoebophryaceae. The record is from the annotation of a GenBank genome assembly.